Molecule: messenger RNA, 1418 nt
Organism: Coffea eugenioides
Lineage: Eukaryota; Viridiplantae; Streptophyta; Magnoliopsida; Gentianales; Rubiaceae
Product: 1-aminocyclopropane-1-carboxylate oxidase homolog
Source: RefSeq, a predicted model, not a curated record
UCUGAAAGUUUGAGAUACUCCAGCUACCUAGAACAGUUAGAAUAGAAAUAUGGUGGCUACCAGUAAAGGUGAAGUUGAUCAGGUUGCAGAAGUAGAACCACAUUAUGAUCGACAGAGUGAACUACAAGCAUUUGAUGAAACCAAGGCUGGUGUUAAAGGGCUUGUUGAUGCUGGCAUUACCAAGGUGCCUCGGAUAUUCAUUCAACCGCAAUGUAGCUUAGAUGACGGUCUCAAUGGCACCAAAGGAAUCUUCAAAUUUCCUGUCAUCGAUCUGGAUGGUAUUGAUACAGAUCCAGCCAGGCGCAAAGAGAUAGUUGACAAGGUAAGAGAUGCAUCAGAAACAUGGGGUUUCUUUAACGUGGUAAAUCAUGGAAUUCCUUUCAGUGUCCUGGAGGAGAUGAUUCAAGGCGCGCGUAGAUUUUUCGAGCAAGAUACUGAGGUUAAGAAACAGUGGUAUACAAGGGAUUAUACAAAAACAGUGGUGUACAACUGCAACUUUGAUUUACACAUUUCACCAGCAGCCAACUGGAGGGAUACAUGUUAUUGCUACAUGGCUCCUAAUCCGCCAGCUCCAGAAGAAUUGCCUGAUGCUUGCAGUGAAAUCGUGAUAGAAUACUCAAAGCUAGUGAUGAAGUUAGGCUGCUUAUUGCUCGAAUUUCUGUCAGAGGGCCUUGGACUCAAUCUAAGCUACCUCAAAGACAUUGAUUGUGCAGAGGGGCUUGCUGUACUAUGCCAUUACUAUCCACCGUGUCCACAGCCAGAACUUACCUUAGGCACCAGCAAGCAUUCUGACAACGGCUUCAUCACAGUCCUCCUCCAAGGCAAUUUAGGUGGAGUUCAAGUACUUCAUCAAAAUCAGUGGAUUGAUGUUCCUUCUACACCUGGAGCUUUAGUGAUCAACAUCGGAGAUCUUUUGCAGCUCAUAUCCAAUGACAAGUACAAAAGUGUUGAGCAUAGAGUGACGGCAAACAAAGUCGGUCCCAGAGUAUCAGUACCAAGCCUUUUCAGUACAGGUCCAAGACCAACAGCAAAGGUUUAUGGACCUAUCAAGGAGUUGCUAUCAGCAGAAAAUCCACCCAAAUAUCGAGCAACAACAGUGAAUGAAUAUACACAAUACUUCCGGGCCAAAGGGCUUGAUGGUACUUCUGCUCUAUUGCAUUUCAAGCUCUAAACUUCUGAACAGAAACAAUAAAGGUAGCCUCCGAAUUUCUAGAGCAAGAAAUGAGUACGUCUAUAAUAAAUAUGUCUCUUCUCAGACGAUGCCCAUAUUUCGUGCUCUAGUAAGUAGUAUCUAGUGAAUAAGUUGCUGUUUGAGUGCAAAAAUAGUUCAGUGUCCAGUAGAUGUUUCGAAGUGCAUGUCAAAAUCACGGGGUUCAAUUUCUCUCUCAAUGGUACACGUCUAUUACCCUAUCCUGAUA